This is a messenger RNA of Besnoitia besnoiti, 7611 nucleotides long. RefSeq lists its product as uncharacterized. Bases 1 to 7611 code for a protein of 2536 amino acids. The record is from RefSeq and is a predicted model, not a curated record. Gene Ontology annotation, molecular function: ATP binding; protein serine/threonine kinase activity. The transcript is spliced from 4 exons. Gene Ontology annotation, cellular component: autophagosome; cytoplasm. Lineage: Eukaryota; Apicomplexa; Conoidasida; Eucoccidiorida; Sarcocystidae. Gene Ontology annotation, biological process: autophagy; autophagosome organization; peptidyl-serine phosphorylation.
AUGUCGAAAAAGAAAAUCGGCGGGUACAUUCUUGACGAGCGGAUUGGCAGGGGGUCGUUUGCCGCCGUGUGGAAGGGUCACAUUGAGCAAACGAAGGAAGCGGUGGCGGUCAAAGUCAUUUCGCGCCACACCGUCUACGAGGCCACGCAACUGAACCAGGAAGUCGCGAUUCUCAAACAGCUGCAGCACCCAAACAUCGUUCGGUUCAUCGAUUUGAAGAAGAGCCAGUACCACUACUACUUGGUUUUGGAGUUCUGCUCGGGCGGCGACGUCGCGAGUUUGCUGCGUCAACAUGGCGGGCGCGUCGGCGAGGCCGUCGCGCGGCGCCUGCUUCAGCAGAUGGCCGCCGGUCUCUUGGAGAUUCACCGCCGGAGCUACAUACACCGCGACUUGAAGCCGCAGAAUCUGCUGCUUUCGUCGGUGUCGCCCCACGAGGCGACGCUGAAGAUCGCGGACUUUGGCUUCGCGCGCUCGCUCCAGCCCUGGGACCUGGCUGCGACGGUCUGCGGCUCGCCGCUGUAUAUGGCUCCCGAGAUCCUGCAGCACCAGUAUUACGACGCGAAGGCAGAUCUGUGGUCGGUCGGCGCGAUUUUCUUCGAAAUCCUACACGGACGCCCGCCCUUCUCGGGGCAAAACCCGCUGCAGCUCCUCAAGAACAUCGAGCGCGCCUCCCAGGCGGGUCCGCCCUUCUCGGCGCGCGUGCCGCUCAGCCCCAGCUGCCGAGACCUGCUCAGGCGCCUCCUCCGCGCUAACCCCCUGGAGCGAAUGAGCCCAGAGGACUUCUUCUCUCACCCGUAUGUCGCUGGCGAGGCCGCCCCGGGAGCGACUCCGCGCCUGCCUGUAAUGACAGCUCUUGCUGCGCCGCAGACCUGGCGUGGAUCUCGAGAAGGGAAGCACGAAGCGACUUUGAGAAAAGGCGAAACGCAAGCGGGCGCAGACAGAGCCGAAGCCCCGGAGGGCCGCGAGGCUUCAGAGAGCGGGGAGCCCAAACCCUCGAGCGAUGAAGAGCGCCGCAGAAGACGCUUUCCAAACCAGAGCCACACCCGCCAAAACGCGUCUGCGCGAAUCCGAGAUGAAGGACAGGCGUGUCGGCGUGACUCAGCUGCGAGCGAACAAGCACCUGAGACAGCAGCCGCAGGAGGCAGCGAGGCACGAAACCCCGUCGAUGCAGGACGCGGCAAAGGCGUCGAAUCGCGCGACAAGGAGGAUGAGGCUGUCGCUGCACUGCAAACAGAGAGAAAAGGGAGGGAAGACGAACUGGAGCCGCAGACGAUAGAAAACGCGAAAGCAGACUCAAGGGCUGAGGCGAGGGCUCCGCCCGAUUGUGAAGCGCCGCUUUCGUCAGACAGGCCUCAGCCGAGCGAAGGGGCGGAAAGCCCGAGAGACGUCCCUCCCUGUAGAGAGCACAAACGACGCGCGCCUCUCUUUCAGAUUCUGCAUGUGCAGAGUCUCCCGCAAGAAGCGCUUCCUCAAGGGUUCGCUCACCAGCGCCUGUCUGCGGCCUCUGCGGCGUCUUGCUCGGGUGCGGCUGCUUUGUCUUCCUCUGCUUCGUCCUCAUCCUCUCGUGCCCUCUUUCAAACCGUGGCAGCCGAGUGCGAGCCGGCCGUGGAGGGCCGUUACAGUGUACCUGCAUUCAGCGACUCGCGACCGGCGCAGGGCGCAGAGGAAACGCUCGUCGCAAACGGCCGCCAACGCAGAAGAAGCCAGGGCCCCACCACCCGCGCAGGGCUGCGUCUGUCUUCUCCGGAGUCGGUCCCAGGCGCAAACGUAGACCCUCCCCCGACCGCGGAGGCGCCUGUGGGGAAGAGCGAGCCCUCGGUCGAAGCACUAGGCGAAGAGGCGCGCAGCGGAGCCUUCUGGGGCGAGGCAGACCCUUUCGAAGGCCUCCGCGUGAAGGCGCAUGAGCGGCGCGAGCUGCGUGGAGAGCGAGGGUGCGAGGAAUCUACCUCGUCGCCGUCUGUUACGCGUCUCUGCUGGCAGGACGCGGGCUCAUUCCUCAGCGCGCCGGAGGGGGCCCUGGACGGUGCGCAACGCGCCGCGCGGGAAGCAGAGCCCUCAAUAUUUGUCGCCUCCACUUCAUCUUUAGCAGAUGCUAGCGGCCAUUCUGCUGCGCAGUCCGCGCCCCUGUCGGCUCGCGCGGCAGACGGAGGCGGGCGAGCGCGAGCGACAGGCGCGCAGAACGUGGAAGGCAAAGAGCGAAGAGAUCUCGAGGCACCGCUCCAAGCGCGGAGGAGAGCGGAAGCAGGGCACCAAGCGCUAAGGUAUUCAAGGGAGAAGAAUGAACGUGUGCAGCUGGCUCGGGGAGAGGCGAGAUACGCAGCCGCGGCAAGGGACGUGAUCAGUCAGGGACGACAUGCACAAAGACGAGUAGGCGAGUUUUGGUCUGCUCGUCUUCCUGCAUGCAGUGCGGAGGAGUCUGCAAGAGCUGGCCUCCAGUCUGCGCCUCUCCCGCAUUUGCCCGGCGCCGCGGAGCCGUCCCGUGCGUCUUUUUUUCGGCCUUACGAGGAGACCGAAGACUCGCUUCUCCCCUCGGUUUCGCCUCGCUUUCCGGCGUCCUCUUCUGGCGUCGGAUUGCCAUUUUUGUGGCACGUGUUUGCCUCGUCUUCUUGUGCGUCGUCGUCUGCCGCCUCUUCGGCGUCUCGCUCAUCUUCCUCGUACACCGCUCGUCAGGGCUGCGCCUCUCAGGCGGCUUGCGCCGCCGGUUGCUUGCCUCCUGUUCCUGAGCCAGCCUCGGCAGCGGGAGGCUCGGCUCGACUGAAGAAAGGGCCCUCCACUUGGGCACCGGUCUCCUCGUUUGCCGUCGCAGAGGCGCUUGGAGGCGGCGCGCGUGACGCCGGACGCCGCGCCCCGGCAGGCGAUGCAGGGGCUUGCGAGGCGCAGGCCCCAGCGGCUGGGCACCACGCUGAAUCAGACGAAGACGACGACACCGGCGACUACGUGCUAGUCCUCGCUGAGGAGGUUCCGCGGUCGCUUCCAAUUUCCCGCUCGCUGACGUCGCCCGCAGAUCCGCAAGCCUAUCGGGCGGCGAUGGCCUCGCCCCUCAAGGGCUCCGUGGCGUGCCUUUUGCACGGCAGCUGUCUCUCCGCGGCCGACGCGACGCCCUCUCGAAGCUUCGUGACGAAGGCCAGGCCGCCGCCGGGGGCAGAGAACGUGGAGCGGCGCUUCUCCGCCGGACUCGCAUCCUUCGCAGACAGUGUGCGCAGGUCGUGGACGGCGUAUCGAGGCAGCGAGAUCUCCGAACCGCCGCCGCGUCUGCCGUCGGUCUCAAGGCCAAGCGAGCCACGCACCUCGCCCUCAGGGGGGGCCGCUGAGCUGCCACGCGCGUGGGAGGGGGGUCGCGGGUGCGGCGGACGCGUGGAGAGAGACGCGCAGACGGGGAGACGCGAAGAGGAGGUUGGCGCGAUCUCGAGCGUGCAUGCUCCCCUCGGAUCGGCGCGGGCGUUCGCCCACCCUCACGUGGGCUCUUCGGCGGCCGCCUCAGCGUCGUAUUCCGGUGCAGUUCCCGCAUUUUCCUCUCCGCCGGUCUCCUAUUCAGACGCCUCCGCGUCGCCACGACCUGCGCCGGCACUCGGCGGUGGGGCUGGGGAGGGGACGGGGCCGAGGCGAGCCGAGGGCGAUCGCGCGAGAAGCGCCUACCCCUCGGCGUCGCGCAGGCGUGGCUUGUGCGACGCCAGGGCCUGCGUCGAGGCGAAAGGCGCUCCGCGUGAGAUGGGCCACGCCGCUGCGCCAGCCAGCGCGCACGGCGAGGCAGCGGAGGUCGCUCGAGGACCCGCUGACGCGCGCCGUGACGGGCAGGAGCAACGCGGCAGACUGGACGCGGCCUGCGAUGCCCACGCGUCGCAGGAGGCUGAGACGCGGGGCGGGUGUGCGCGGCUGGAAGCCUGUAGCCUCGAGGCCGAGGUCGUGGCAUGCGGAGGCCGCGGCGCCUGCGACAGCGAGACGGAGAGAAAGCGCCGCGGAGAACUGACGCUGCUGCGCGAGCGAGCAACGCCGCCCUCAGCCGCGCGCGGCGACGCGAGGCGCGGCGACAGCGGAGAGGGCGGCGGGGAUGAUACAGGGAGAACUGCGGAUGAGAGUGAACUGCGGCGUGCGGUAGGGCGGCAGACGCCUAGGAGCGACGAGGCCGUGGCAGACCCAACCGGAGGCGAGACUGCCAGCGGGCGGGGCGGAGCGUCUCGCGGCCGCUGCGUGUUCGCCUCGUUGCGAGAGUUGGACAGGGACGCACCUUCCGAAACAGAAGAUGUUCAGCGUGGAUCGCCGCGGCAGGCGCGGACGGGCCCGACCUCUGCAGCUGGCGAAGAGUCGCCCUUGACAGGACAGCGCGGCCCUCCGGCCGUGCUUCCUCCCUCUCAUCCCGUUUCUUGGUCGGCAGCUCCCUCUCCGCAGCCGCUUUCUUCGAAGUCUUCACCUGCUCGUCCUUCUCCUGCGCCGGCGAUGCCUGCGUCUGCAGCCCCUCCACUCUUCUUCUCUUCCGCGUUCGCGGCUGCCUCCUCGGCUGCGCUGGCACGCGCCGCGGCUGCGCCUUCUUCUGCCGCGCCUGUGGGGGCGCCGCGACCGCCAGCGGCGCCAGGGACUUCGGGGUGUUCGGCUCUUGGCGGCGGCGCUGGGGGUCGAGGAAGCGCCAGGGGCGAAUGGGCUGCUCUGCAGGAGGCAUCGCUUCUGUCGACUCACGUGGGAAACCUGCUGGCGGUGGCCGCGGAUGUUUUUUUCCUCGCGCAGGGCCUCGCGCAGGCGGCGGCGCUACAGCGGUGCCGAGAGGCGCGGCGCAGACUCGACGACAGACGCGCCCGCGCGCCGGCAAACGCAGCGAAGGCAGAGUUGAGAAGGCUGGACGCGAGGGCGGAAGGUGCGGACGCUGCAGACGCACAGGCGCCGCUUGACCUGAGCGACGCCGAGGGAGAACGAGACGCGCGGAGGCCGCCAGCGGGCGAGGUGACAACAGACAUCCCACGAGACGCGGAGGAGCUUGGAAAGCAGGCGCACCAUUGCGAGGCGCGGAGCGGAGAAGACGACACAGAGGAAAGCAGCAGGGGCGAAGCGAGAAGUGGAAGCGAAAAGCGGAGGAAAGGCCGGGAAGCGAGUUCCGAGGGAGCCUCAGCAGCAGCGGAUAACCCAGAGGAUGAAGCAAACGCAGGCGAGAAGGCGAGCAGUCAAUCGAACGCGACAAAUGUGAUGGCCGCUUGGGGUGUGCGCGAUUCAGUCCUUCUCUGUGACUGCCACGGAAAGCCUGCAACGAGGCAGACGAAUGCAGCCGCUUCAAAAGAGGAAUGGCUGCAAGUGGACUCAAGGCAAGAGCUCAGAGUCAGCUCUAAAGGCGAAACUGGCAAAUUGGGACAUGCGAUCCGACACGAAGAACGCGAAAAAGAUGAAGAAGAAGGAAAAGAAGAAGAGGACGAAGGAGAAGAAGAAGAGGGAGGAGAAGUAGAAGCAACUGCGGCGCGACUCGCUUGCGGAGCGCUGGGCCUUGUCGUGCCAGCGCUGCGGCUGUUGGAGAAGGCCCUUGCGGUGAAUACCGACCGAAGAAUGCGGUCGACUCUGCUGCAAGUCUUCCGCGACACUCUCGCCCUCGGCCGCUGGAGUCUCUGCGCCGCGCGGAGUGCAGGCGGGCAGGGCUCGGUUUGUGCCUCGCCUCCUUCGGAGAUCUCGUCUCCCGCGUGGGCUGUCGAGGAGCCGCGAGGAGGCGGAGGCCCUCGUGAGCGCACAGGAUCGGUAUCUCGCGCAGCCGCUUGCGAACUCUGCGCGGCCUCUGCCGGCGCGUCGCAUGAGCCGGCGGCGUCCCCCUUAUCCUUCCCGCCGCCAGCGACGUUUUCGCGGUCGCCGUCGGGCGCUCUGUUGUCGGCGCAGUCGGGCCUUCCGCUGGUUCCAGUCCCUGUCUUCUCGGUGAUGCGCCCAGGGCUCCAGGGCGGCUACCGCCUCGCGCCCGCACUCGCCUCGCUGUCGCCGUCGUCGCCCUUCUCUGGCGGCGCGUCGCCAGUCUCCUCGAGACGGCUGUCGCGCGGGCAACCGCCUUCCGUGUCGCCCGCCUUCUCCCCGUUGCCGCCGCCAACACUCCGCUCGCCGCAAGUCUUGCCUGCGUCUCUGGUCGCAGGCGACGGCCUCGGCGUUUCGGGAUCUCCGCCUGGGCCCCUCGGGGCGGUCGUGACGCCCCUCUUCUUGCCCGCCUCGCUCACGCCCCCGCAGUCCCCACCGUGGCCGCUUCCUCUGUCUUUCGUGUUGCCGCGACGUGUCUCUUGUCUGGCGACGCCCGGCGCGCACGCGAAAUCGACCAGCGCGCGCCGAGUGUCGUUCUCUUCUCUCGGGUUUUCUCUCGCGGGCGGCGCGAAGUCCCUCUCGCCCCAGGCGCGCACUUCUGUCGGCUCAGAGUCUCUGCUCGCGGCGUCUCUCGAAAGCGCGGCGAGCGAUUCCGGCGAGGCGACUGCGGCAGCAGACGACGCUGAGGAAAAACACGGCGUCGGCGACGCGGCGGGUUUUAGCGGCGCGAGAGACGCAGACAGCGAGCCCGUGGAAGCCGCGGCGAUGGGCGAAACAGGGGAGGAAGGGCGGCAAGCUGAAAGGACCAAGGCGAAGAAGGCAGCUGGCAAGGCAGACGCAGAGGGCGGAGAAGGCGGAGACGCAGAACGGACUGAGGGCCCUCGGGCUAGAGUGCGCGGAGACGAGGCCUGCGGCCGCGGCCUCUCGACAGGACGGCAGGGAGCUCCGCGCGCGGGCGGCGAAGCGGCGAAGGCGCAGGCCGCGGAGGGCGAGAGGAGGGCGUGCACAGACUACGAAGGAGGCAGAACCGGACAAGGAAGCAGCGACGCACAAGAAGAAGAUGAAAGAAACCAAGACUUACGCGGUCACGAAGAAGAGAGAGAGGUUGUACCUCUCGGGGAACACCGGGACAAAGGCUGCCAAUGCACAUUCUGCUGGAGUUCUCUGCCUGCUGCGUCUCUGGAUGCUUCGCCGACUUUCCUCUUGCCUUCUUUCGCAAAUUGUCUCACUUCGCACACGUAUCCAUCUUCUGAUUCAGCUGCUGAGGCUGCAUUCGCGUCGUUUCACUCCUCCCCCGCAUCCGCCUCAGGGGGUGAGUCUCCGCUAUUGAGCUCGUUUCUUCCCUUCUCGCCCAAGGCGCUAAGCCCUCGCCUGCCUGCGCUCCACGCGGCCUCCUUGGCGGUUGCGCGCGUCAAGCAGCUCCUCGCGGUCAACGCCGAGCAGCUGACUUUCGCGCUCUUCUCUCUUGGCAAAAAGAACUUCUCCGAGGAAGCCCUGAGCUCGUCAGGUGCCUAUGGCUCCUCUCGUGCUCCGCAUCCCGUCUCGCGAACGACUCCGGUUGCGGCGUCUACGUCUGGGCCUUCUCCCCGUCUUUUGUCGUCACCUGAUGAGGCGUUCAGCGGCCCGUGGCUCUUGUGUUCAGGGCUGCACUUCCGCGAGCGAAUCGCGGAGCUGCUUCUUGAGUUGCUCCUGCUGCUAUCGACCGGCGCCGGCGGAGAGGAGCGACUCCAGGUGUAUCAGCAGCUGCGCCUUCUCUCCCGCGCCAUCGCCAUUCAAAAACUUCUGCACGCGCGUCUCCGCCUCAAACUCGAACGGCUCGGAGAGGCCAGCCCUGCGUGUGCAGGCGGAGCCACGGGCUAG